Molecule: messenger RNA, 1410 nt
Organism: Salvelinus fontinalis (brook trout)
Lineage: Eukaryota; Metazoa; Chordata; Actinopteri; Salmoniformes; Salmonidae
Exons: 2
Coding region: 474-1004 (176 amino acids)
Source: RefSeq, a predicted model, not a curated record
CCAUUUUUGGUUCCAGGUAUAACCCUUUGGGGAAAAUGUUAUACAUGGAACCAAAAGGGGUACUACCUGGAACCAAAAAGGGAUCUCCUAUGGGGACAGCCGGAGAACCCCUUUAAGUAGAUAGUACCAUUCUUUCUAAGAGUAGAGUUGGUCUGGGCUACAGUUUAUUGAUAUAGUCAUAGACUGAAUUGUAGUGUUUCAAGGCAUUGUUAAUGAUGGUUGAUGAGUAUUACAAUAUAAUUAGUAGAGCAUAAUAUACUGUAAUGAGGUAGAUAUAUGAGUAGAUAUAAUAUGUGGGUGGAAUUCAAUUUACACACAAUAUUGAUAAUUAUUUUGAAUUAUAUUUUAGAUUCUUGGCGACAGGGGAAUCCUACAGGACCAUUGGAUUCAGCUUCCGAGUUGGACAGUCCACGGUGGCAGGCAUUGUCCUCUCUGUGGCACAAGCCAUUUGGGACUGUCUGGUUGGUGAAUACAUGCCUGUCCCCAAGGAGGAAGACUGGAGGGCCAUCGCUGCCGAGUUCCUGGAGAGGUGGAAUUUCCCCAACUGUCUUGGCUCCAUUGACGGGAAACAUGUAGUAAUCCAGGCUCCACCCUGCUCAGGUUCGCAAUUCUACAACUACAAGGGUACAUAUUCAGUUAUACUCUUGGCUGUAGUAGAUGCCAUCUACUGUUUCCAUGUUGUCGAUGUUGGUGCUUACGGCAAGGGAAGUGAUGGCGGGACCCUCCGGGACUCUGCCCUCGGCCAGGCACUUCAGGAUGGCACCCUGGAGAUUCCACCACCUGCAUCACUCCCUGGAGCUGAAGACCUGGGACCUGUUCCCCACAUCUUCGUCGGCGACGAGGCCUUCCCUUUAAGACCCAACCUCAUGAGGCCCUACGCUGGACGCCAGCUGCCAUUGCCAAAGCCUGAGCCGCUCCGGAUGGAGAUGGGCACGCCAAAUGGUCACCUACCUGAUGUCACCAGGGCAGGUGCCAACAACGCCCCCAACAGGCACUCCAGGUGAGGGAGAAGCCGACCACCUACUUCUCAUCGCCAGCAGGUGAAGUCCCAUGGCAGUAUGCCGUGGAGUGAAACUGCUCUUUUAAGAGCCCCCUAACACAAAGGUUAUUUUAAGAACCAUCCACCGUUGUCCAUAAAGUUGCAUUUUUCCCCCAGAUUACUUUAUGUAUCAUUGUCUCUCUUCCUUUGGAAGUUAUAUUUAAGUGAAAUUUGGGAGUAAAGACCACACCUUAAUAACCCCUUCCCUCUCCCAUUAACGUCAUUAUUAUACACACCUGGCAUGGUACAUCAGGUGAGCAGGAGCACUUAUUAAGGUUAUACGACAUACAGUUAGUAUGAUAACAAAGGGAAAGGGUAACCUAGGGUCCAUACAAAUAAUACAGUUUACCACCAUGUUCACUGGCCUGACA